AUGAGGCUUCUACACAACAGCCUGUUCUUAGUAAUCAUUUGCACUGCUACAGCAACAUUGUUACCGGAACCACGAGCUGGUGCCUCGACAACUGCUCUCCUCGAAGAUCUUCCAAAGUGCUCAUUGCCGUGUUUCAAUGGUCUAUUACAAACAGCAAGAUGUGGCAGCAAGUCAUUCGGAGGAUGCGUGUGUUCGGACAUGCGGCUUCAAUCGCAAGUUUCAACAUGCGUACAAACGUCCUGCAUAUUCGAAGAACAAGUCCUAACCUCUCGCAUAUCGCAAGAGUUUUGUCACGGCUAUCCGAUCCCUGAGCACCGUCGAAAUGUCUGCCGAGUGUUCCUCGUCGUUUUGCCAGCAAUAACGGCUAUUGUUGUCGUUUUGAGAUUCAUAUCAAGGAGGAUAGGCAGGAUCCAGCUUUGGUGGGAUGAUUGGACAGCACUGAUUGCUUUGCUUUCCUUAAUAAUAACGCUGGGAUGCGCUGUCGCAAGUGUCGAACUCGGCUUUGGCCUUCACUUCUGGCACGUGAAACCUGGAAAUUCAAAGCCUAUCCUUCAACUUUUCUACAUAAUGCAGAUAUUCUAUCUCGUAAAGCACAUCGCUGCCAAAAUUUCCAUCUGCGCCAUGUACCUACGGAUCCUCGUCGACCGCUGGUCUCGGAUAGCGGUUAUUGGCCUCAUUGCGUCCCUUAUAGUUCAGACAAUUUUGUUUUUCUUCCUGGUGGCGUUCCAAUGCACACCGGUUCAGUCGAUAUGGGAUCGGUCCGUUCCCGGUUUCUGUCUCAACAUCCAAGCCAUCAGCUAUGCAGGGGCAGCUUUCACGAUCACUUAUGACUGCAUCUUCAUAGUCUUGCCAUUGCCUCAGCUCUUGAAACUGAAUAUACCCAUGCGCAAGAAAUUAGCUCUGGCUUUGUUACUGACGUUGGGCUCAGUCCUUCCUGCACUGCGGCCACUACUCAGCAAAGUUAAAGAAACAAUGAGAUCGUAUGCUCAUCGGGGGCACAAGAGAUCUGCUGCAGAGUGUGAGGAUGUUGCAGAGUGCGAGGACCAGACCAAGUUGAGCGAUCUCGGUCAAUACCAGGCAUCAGACAAGUCCUAUGUCUUGCCAGAUUCUCCAAGAAGACUGGAUGAGCCACGCCAGAGACAUCUUACCGCGGAUGCCAAUAAUUCGCUUCUCCUACAGAAAAUGCAACUUUUCCUACGUGCUACGGUCAACUUGCAACGUAGCCAGGAGCUUACGUUUAGCUAUCCUACCCUGCUGAGUGAAAUGGUUCGCAGGAUGUCAAACUGA
Molecule: messenger RNA, 1287 nt
Organism: Colletotrichum graminicola M1.001
Lineage: Eukaryota; Fungi; Ascomycota; Sordariomycetes; Glomerellales; Glomerellaceae
Product: CFEM domain-containing protein
Exons: 9
Coding region: 1-1287 (428 amino acids)
Source: RefSeq, a predicted model, not a curated record